GACAACCACAUGCAUUAUACUGAAGGGGAUGUGAACCGUUUCACACCUGUCUAUAAUAGUCUAUCAUUAACUAUAGAGGUUUUCCAUGAUAAACUGACUACUACAAUGAGGCUGACCUUAGAAGCUUUAGAUAAAAAGAUUUUGACCUUGACAAGAAUAUUUCAUUCAUGCUGCAAAUUGAAAGCUGAACCUGGAGUUGGUGAGACAAUUACUAUGGUCACAGAACAAUUGGCAAAGAAGACUCCUCAUAGGUUUAUUCGUCUGGAUACACAGGUGCGGGUGGUCCAAGGGAUGACCAGUUUAAAUGGUCAGCACAAUGUUAUCCUGAAUCACCUCGACUUAAUCAUUCAGAGCAUAAGACUCAUCGUUGGUCCUAAAUCUAGUGUCAGAAGCUCAUUUAAGUUGAAUGAGACAAACAUCACAAAGAAUUUUCCAAAUAUGGAUGCUUGCAUAGCACUUUGGUUUGUGUUUAACGCCGAGACUGCUCACAAGUAUGUGGGUACAAAAACCUUGGUACCUAGUUUACUUCUAGGUUCCUUACUUGAUGUUGUUGAGGAGGUACAAACAGCACAAACUGAGUUUCAAAACCUGACACUGUCAAGCUUUUCUCCACUAUCAGUGGAUCGUUUUAAUCUGAUGCUUUGUUUCUUUAAUUUUAACUCUGGGAGGAAGGUGUCCAUAACAUUCAACCUUUCUUGCUUGAAGCGGAAACCUAUUUUCUGCUGAAUCUGGCAAGCGAAAACCCGAUCUUGUUCAGGAUGCACCAACAAACAACGCAGUCUUUACCUCAUUGCAGGUUGUUUCUUCAUUGUUUCACCUACUUUUGAGAAUUGAAUGCUUGUCGAAUUACAAUAGCAAAUGUACUUCUUUGCUAUACUUGUUUAGCAUUCUCUCUCACAUCCACUAUUAGAUAGAAACUUCUUUAUA
This is a messenger RNA of Salvia splendens (bonfire salvia), 927 nucleotides long. RefSeq lists its product as uncharacterized. The coding region runs from base 10 to 726 and encodes 238 amino acids. The transcript has 8 exons. The record is from RefSeq and is a predicted model, not a curated record. NCBI's taxonomy places the organism in Eukaryota, Viridiplantae, Streptophyta, Magnoliopsida, Lamiales, Lamiaceae.